Molecule: messenger RNA, 1647 nt
Organism: Entrophospora sp. SA101
Lineage: Eukaryota; Fungi; Glomeromycota; Glomeromycetes; Entrophosporales; Entrophosporaceae
Source: the annotation of a GenBank genome assembly
AUGGCACAAGUAAAAAUCCUAGCAAAAUUUGAAGGAAGACAAACAGAAUAUUUUGGAAUGGCAUUUGAAGCGACCUUUUUUAAGUUCGUUUCCCAAGAAAAAGAUAAUGGGGUUCCUAAGUAUGAGAUAUUUAUUAUGGCUUCGGAUCCGGCUCAUCCAAUAAUAGAAGAAAUCAACAAAAGCAGUGUAAUCAAUAAGGAAGCUAGAGAAAAUAUAAACAGUAAAAAUAAGGCAAAAAGGUAUUUUAUGUCUGGUCAGGCUCCUCAGUCUCCUGGUAGCAUUAAAAUAGUCAAUAAGCUUUAUGAGAGUAAAUUAGAGGAAUUAAAAAAACUAAAUAACUUAAUUCCAGGAGAGGAAAAGUUUAUUGAGGAAUUAGAAGCCGAAUUAAACAAGAAAACUGAAAACGGAAGUUUAUUAAUUACUUUUGAUGCUGGUUCGGAUGAUAAUUCUUCCCAAACUAUUACUAAUGAGGAGCAAGCAAACGAAACUGAUAAUCAGAAAAAAAAAGCAAUACAAAGGUUAGAACAUGUGGAAAGAUUAUUAAAGGAUCCUAGUUCUUUUUCCCAAGAGGAAAUCAAGGAACAACCAAGCGAUACAUCUCUUAUUAAGACCUUAAAAAAGAAAAUCCAAGGAGAAAAAGAUAUUAAAUCGGUUGAAGCAGAAAGGGAUACACAAUUUAACAAAGAAGUUCAAGCGAAAAUUAAAGUAGAAAGUGAUUUAGUCCAAGAACAAAAUAAAGUCAAACAGUUAGAAAAAGACAAAACCCAACUAACUACUGCCAAGGAUUUAACCGAAUUAAGCACUAAUAUUCAAGCCCUCAAAAAUGCCAGUGAAAAUACUACCCUACAAGAAACAAUCAAAAACCUAGAAACUGAAAGAGAGCAAAAUCGAGCCGAGAUAACUAAAAAAAAUGACCGAAUUGCCCAAUUAGGCAAAUUAUUAAAAGGAACAGCCACUAUCUUUUCUAAACAACACAACUAUAUCGACCAAUUAAAGACCCAAUUAGAGCAAGAAGGUAAAACCCAAGUAACUAGUCAAGAAACAGUUAACCAUUUACAAACUGAUAUCCAAAGAUUAGAUAAUGAGAAAAAAGAACUAGAUAACCGAGUUAAGGAAUUAGAACAAGAAAGAGUUAAAGCCGAAAAAGAACGAGAAACUGAAUUAACUAACUUAAAAGUUCAGUAUGAUAAAUCUAAAGAGUUCAUUGGUAGAACUUUAAGAAAUAAAAUUGAAAAGUUAAAGCAAGAAUUACAAAUUACUACGGAAGUAUUAAAUGAAAAAGCAAAAGGAGAAGAGGAAUUAAAAGGAGUUGUUGGUAAAUUAUCAAACGAGAAUGAAAAAAUGAAAACAAUUCUAGAAGAAUUGGCUAAGGAUACCAAAGAGAUAGGAACCCAAACUGAUUUAACAGCCGAACAAAUUACCCAAAUGGAAAAAGAUAUUACUAAAUACCAGACUGAUAUUCAGCAAGAACAGCAAAAAGUAAACUCUCUUACUAAUCAAAUAAACACUUUACAGGAAGAAAUAAAGGGUUUACAAGGGCAAGUAAAGGAUAAAGAAAUGAAUGAGUUAGAAAAGGAGUUAAUGAACUAUUGUAAAAAAACUGUCGAGUUGUUUGAUUUUCAACUUGAAGAAGUCGAUUACGAUUGA